UCGCGCGAUCAGGGGGCUGCUCCUAGGGCAGGCUGACGUUGGUGCUGGGACAGCCGUCGUCGCUGCUGCCUCCGCCGCCACCUCGUCCUCCGCCGCCUCUGGCCGUUACCAUGAACCCGGACCUGCGCAGGGAGCGGGACGCCGCCAGCUUCACGCCGGAGCUGCUCACACACGUCCUGGACGGCGGCCCCGAGCGCACCCGGCGCCGCCGAGAGAUCGAGAACUUGAUUCUGAACGACCCAGACUUCCAGCACGAGGACUUGAACUUCCUCACUCGCAGUCAGCGUUAUGAGGUGGCCAUCAGGAAGAGUGCCAUCAUGGUGAAGAAGAUGAGGGAGUUUGGCAUCGCAGACCCGGAGGAAAUCAUGUGGUUUAAAAACUUUGUGCACCGAGGGCGGCCUGAGCCUCUGGACCUUCACUUGGGCAUGUUCCUGCCCACCUUGCUUCACCAGGCAACCACAGAGCAACAGGAGCGCUUCUUCGUGCCCGCCUGGAACUUGGAGAUCAUUGGCACUUAUGCCCAGACAGAGAUGGGUCAUGGAACUCAUCUUCGAGGUUUGGAAACCACAGCCACAUAUGACCCCAAAACUGAAGAGUUCAUUCUCAACAGUCCUACUGUUACCUCUAUUAAGUGGUGGCCUGGGGGGCUUGGAAAGACUUCAAAUCAUGCCAUAGUUCUUGCCCAACUCAUCACUAAGGGGAAAUGCUAUGGACUACAUGCCUUUAUUGUACCUAUUCGUGAAAUUGGGACCCAUAAGCCUUUUCCGGGUAUUACUGUUGGAGACAUUGGCCCCAAAUUUGGUUAUGAUGAGAUAGAUAAUGGCUACCUGAAGAUGGACAACUAUCGUAUUCCCAGAGAAAAUAUGCUGAUGAAGCAUGCCCAGGUGAAGCCUGAUGGCACGUAUGUGAAACCCCUGAGUAACAAGCUGACCUAUGGAACCAUGGUGUUUGUCAGGUCUUUCCUUGUGGGAGAAGCUGCUCGAUCUCUGUCUAAGGCAUGCACCAUUGCCAUUCGAUACAGCGCCGUGAGGCACCAGUCUGAAAUAAAGCCAGGUGAACCAGAACCGCAGAUUUUGAAUUUUCAAACCCAGCAGUAUAAACUCUUUCCACUUUUGGCCACUGCCUAUGCCUUCCAGUUUGUGGGUGCAUACAUGAGGGAGACCUAUCAUCGGAUUAAUGAAGGCAUUGGCCAAGGGGACCUGAGUGAACUGCCUGAGCUUCAUGCCCUCACUGCUGGGCUUAAGGCUUUCACUUCUUGGACAGCCAACACUGCUAUUGAAGCGUGUCGGAUGGCUUGUGGUGGUCAUGGCUAUUCUCACUACAGUGGUCUUCCAAAUAUUUAUGUCAACUUCACCCCUGCCUGCACCUUUGAGGGAGAAAACACUGUCAUGAUGCUACAGACAGCUAGGUUCUUGAUGAAAAGUUAUGACCAGGUGCACUCAGGAAAUUUGGUAUUUGGCAUGGUUUCCUACUUGAACGACCUGCCUAGUCAGCGCAUCCAGCCACAGCAGGUAGCAGUCUGGCCGGCUGCGGUGGAUAUCAACAGCCCCGACAGCCUAACCGAAGCAUAUAAACUUCGUGCAGCCAGAUUAGUAGAAAUUGCUGCAAAAAACCUUCAAACUGAAGUGAUUCACAGAAAAAGCAAGGAGGUAGCUUGGAACCUAACUUCUGUUGACCUUGUUCGAGCAAGUGAGGCACAUUGCCACUAUGUGGUAGUUAAGCUCUUUUCAGAAAAACUCCUCAAAAUUCAAGAUAAAUCUGUCCAAGCUGUCUUAAAGAAUUUAUGUCUCUUGUAUUCUCUGUAUGGAAUCAGUCAGAAUGCAGGGGAUUUUCUUCAGGGAAGCAUCAUGACAGAGUCUCAAAUUUCCCAAGUAAACCAGCGUAUAAAGGAGUUACUCACUCUCAUUCGCCCUGAUGCUGUUGCUUUGGUUGAUGCAUUUGACUUUCAGGAUCUGACGCUUGGCUCUGUGCUUGGCCGCUAUGAUGGGAAUGUGUAUGAAAACUUGUUUGAGUGGGCCAAGAAAUCCCCGCUGAACAAAGCAGAGGUCCAUGAAUCUUACUAUAAGCACCUGAAACCACUGCAGUCCAAGCUCUGAGGUGUCACAAAGACAAGUUUAAUUGGCUCUAGAAAGCAGCCUGUAUGCAACUCUCUUCAUACAUGACACCCAAAUCUGCGUGGAAUCUUUAUCAAAUUCAAAUAGUUAUAGAGCAAAUGAUAAAUUGACCUCUUUCCUGUUUUUAUAAAUGAAGGGAAAAAUGAACAGAUUUCAGAGAUUAAAUGAAAAAAACAGAUGUGUUUUAAGUGCAGUUAACACUGAAAGGGACCUGUUAGCAUUCAGAAAAAGCUUAAGAAAUGCAGUUUGACUUCCAUUUGUAAUGCUGCUGACUAGGCCAUGACUUUGAUAAUUAGCAGAAUUUAACUACUGAGUAGUUAAUUAUCUUCACAUGUUAAUUGCUAAUCACUGGCUGUAUACGUGUUUUUAAGCAAAGCUAUUUUUGAAGUGGGGUAGAACACUUCCAAGUUUUCCUGAUAAAUGUCUUACAACUUCUACCAUAAGGCCUGGCUAGAAGGCAGGACUGAAGAAAAGGGAUUGGAGGAAAAAAACUAAUCAGAAAACUGAAUGUGCGCCAGUUUAUGCUUAACACGUUUUCCUCCUGCUUGCCCUCCUUUGCUGAUGCAUUGCUCCAGUCUAACUUAAUAAUAGUAUUUUUCCAAUAGGAAGACUUUUUUCAGCAUAGGCCUCCUGCAGGAUCACUGUCUCAUGUAAUUAGGAAUUAAUCUUCCAUUCAAAAGGAUCCCUAAACUGUCACUUUAGUAACACUACAACUCCCUUUGUCCCCAACUUCUUGGGAAGGUGUAGGUAGCAAAGUUAUCUCUACAUUUGAUUUUUGGCCGCUGCUGGGACCAUAGUCAAUGGUGUUUGAUCUCCCUCCCUCCCUAUUUCCCUCUCCCGAAAGAGAUACUGAAGAAAGGAGAAAAAAAUAUCAUGGUUCCUUCUUAGUAGAAUAAACGGGAGGAGAGCUCUCAGCCAUGGCGCUGCUGUAACUUUGGUGACUAUAUUAACUGGGUUUUCUGAGAUAAUCCAGAUUUCACAUUUCUGUCAUCUUGGCUUAUAAGCCGUUAAAUGCUUGGAGGUUACAAAUUAUUUGGCAUUAAAAAAAUAAAAAUGCCACUCAGGUAACCUCUUACACUAAGAAAUAGUGCAGAAAAACCCUUUGAUACAAACCAUGUGUUCUGAUUCUUUGUUCAGAAAAUAUAAUAAUUGAAACCAUGGCUAGAGGAUAAAUGAAAGUUCCAUAGAUUCUAUUUCUUAUUAUCGUAUGUAUAUGUGGCUUUGUUUUUGGUAUGUUUCUAGGAGCUUUAUUUGAAUUGCUAAAUUUGUCUUUCAGUUGAAAUCUAAUUUACACAAUCAUCCUUUAUUUAAACAUGUACCUCUUAAUGACUUCUUCCUUAAAAUCAAUGUAAAACAACAUGUCACUCUUUUUUUAACCUGGUAACUGUUUAUCUGUGACAUCUGCCUCAUGAAAGCAAUUGUUCUGGAAUCAGUCCUGAGAAUAUAGGAUAAUUCAGUGGAAAUGUAAUUCCUGUCUUGGGACCUGACAUAAAAUCUUUCCCAGGGGAACUGGUAAUAUGGGACUUUUAGGUUACAACAGAAAUAUUGUAUGUUGACACAAGCCUUAAUCUUUCCACUGGGAGAACUAAUAUUAGUUUAUAGUAUUAUAAAUAUUAUAUUAAGGUUGAAGAUUAAUGCUGUGUUAAUCUCAUUUGGGUAUAUCUUGACAGCACAGAUUCUGUAAAAUAAACUUAAAUGGCUUAAUAUUGACCUAUUAAAUCUAGAAUUAUUUCAAAUUAGUGUUUAAGUACCUUACUCACAGAUGAGUGUCUGUGGGCAGGAUCCAAGGGUAUUGGAAAUUACCCCCACCUAAUCUAGCUGCAUAGAUCUGGGUUCUAUCUUAGUAAGUUUGUAGAGGUUGUAGAUCCUACAGGGCCACCUUUGAUCCAGCACCUCGAGUUUUAUUUAAAAACUAAAUCUGGGGGCCAGCCCUGUAGCUCACUUGGGAGAAUGCGGUGCUGAUAGCGCCGAGACUGCAGGUUCGGAUCCUAUAUAGGGAUGGCCGGUGCGCUCACUGGUUAAGUGUGGUGCUGACAACACCGAGCCAAGGGUUGCGAUCCCCUUACCAGUCAAAAAAAAAAAAAAAACACCUAAAUCUGGCAUUUGAUACUAUUUUUAUUAACAUUGGAACGUUUUUUCUUGAACUCUAUACAGUGUCAUCAAAGAAUAAAGAUAUAGUAAAACCUCAGUAUAACUUAUAACUGCUAUUAAGAGAGAAAGUAUGCCACACAAACAUAAAUUUAAAUUAUGAAGAAAUUUAGAAUAUAGGUUUAUUAGGUAACCCAAUGAACAAGAAAGGAAGCAUGAGACCUGCCUGAACAGAUAGCUAUAAGUCAGCUUCAAUUGCUGUAAUUGUGAGGAGCGCUGGUCAUUUUACGAGUCCCUGUCAGUAUUCGGUACGUAUUUGUUGGCUGCACAUUGAAAGUAGCAACAAGCCAGUUUGCUCUCCCUAAGCAGCCAGACUUUGCCAUUGAUAAGUUUGGGUCUGUUGGGUACUUUUGUGAGCUGUUUGCACAAAAAGGGCAAAGAUAAAGUUCAACCUAGUCUUCUCCAAAGUGAUGAUAAAUACUGUGUGAGUAGAAUUAAUGUGAUUUUUCUAUUAAAUAAUAUUGAUACAAGCCUUUUAUAAAAAGUAUUCUGAAGAGUAUACAAAAUUAAAAAUUUGAGGUUUAAUAGAAAUGUGUUUGCUAUUAAUAAUGGGUAAAGUGUUUGGAACUCUACCUUAUGGUCUGUUAGAUAUAUACUGAGGUGUAUUUCAGUGUUUGGAUAUUAGUGACCUCAAAGAACAGUUGGUCCCAAAGCUCUUGGGGCCCUUCAUGUUCUUGUCUUCAGAACACAGCACUGCUAAGUACCAGCUUAUCUUCAGAACACUCACUAAUUUCAACAUUAACUUUGUUCUCAUGCUUUCUAAGAACUCACCACUUGUAAUUUACAUAUACCUGGAGGUAUUUUUUAUAGAUCCUAAAGUUAACAUGGUAGACCUUACUUCUUGGAUUUUCUUCACUGCAGGGCUUUGCCUGGAGAAAUACAGCUCUCCAAAUUCACAAUCCUGGAAUUCUCUGGAGAUCAAUAAUUCUUAGACAACCGUUGCUCAAAGUCCCUGCCCCUUCAUUUCUGCAUUCUUUCCAUCCAUCUUAUUAGAGAGUAAAUUAGUUACAGGUGAUCUGUAAUGCCUGCUAACCUUUUUAUAUAUGUGUAAAGGAGCCUGGGGUUAUAGGUUGUCAUAAUUAGUAGCCGCCGCUGCAGCUAAAGAGAGGAGCAGUGCCAGGAAAUUGAUUGUUCUGAAACCAAGUGUCUUGUUCUGACUUAGAUAAGAUUUUGAUCAUUUUUAUGAAAUAAUGAAGGGAGGUCAUCUCAACUAAUUGACUAUUUACUAUUACAUUCUUGGAGGAUUAGAGCAAAUCACACUGUAAAUGAGUAAAAAUGACUUUUCAUUUUAAAAUAUUGAUGGUGGGAUUUUGCUUUUAGCUAUCCACUCUGACCAAAUUUUUAAGUACCUAAUCCUGUGGCCCAUCAUAGUAAAUAUAGAAACAUAUGAGGGUACUUCAGAAAGUUUACAGAGAGAUUUGUUUGAUCUUUUAAUUCUGUUUUUCCACAAACUUUCUGAAGUACCCCCGUAUAAGGAAACUUUUUGAGUUACCAGAUGUUAGCUAUUGCAAAUCUGCAAAUUCCUAGAUUCCAGAGUGGUUUUUGUUUUGUUUUUCCCUUAAAUUUAACUGGGCCAUCGAUUGUCUUGGAAAGAUCUUGGUAAAUAGGGAAUGAUUUUAAGAAUUCUGAACUAGUCAUUUGACAUCAGUGCACAUUUUUUAAAAAGCUCAGUUGCUUAGAGCAUGGUGCUGAUAACAUCAAGGGCCAGGUUUUGAUCCCUGGACCAGCCUGCUGCCAAAAAAAGAAUUCUGAACCAAAAUAAAUUGCUAAAACACUGUUGACUGUCUCAGAUCGUUUUUAGGUAGCAAAUGUGUGAUCUUUCACAUAAUAUUCAGACUGCUGACUACUAUUGCUAUGGAUGUAACUAAAUGACUUGUGUCCUUUGGAAUGUAUAGUCAAUUUGCUACCUUUUUACCCCUUUACUGUUGUGGUUUGAGUUUGAUUUCUGCAAGGCAAUGCAUUUAGUUCGUAUUGUUAUUGUUAGCCAGCACUGGCUGGACGUGUCCUGUGGGGUGGGGGUGUGAGGAGGAGGAGGUGCACGGGGCCGGAGCAGGACAGCGAUGACAGCGGGCACUGCUUGGCCUGCGGGUAAGCCAAACCACUCACCGCUCUUUCCUUUGUGAAACUGAAUAACCGUUAAUAAAAUCCAUAAG
Messenger RNA from Cynocephalus volans (Philippine flying lemur), 6415 nucleotides. It is a transcript of the gene ACOX1, whose product is annotated as acyl-CoA oxidase 1. The record is from RefSeq and is a predicted model, not a curated record. Gene Ontology annotation, molecular function: fatty acid binding; FAD binding. The coding region runs from base 111 to 2096 and encodes 661 amino acids. NCBI's taxonomy places the organism in Eukaryota, Metazoa, Chordata, Mammalia, Dermoptera, Cynocephalidae. Gene Ontology annotation, biological process: very long-chain fatty acid metabolic process; lipid homeostasis; fatty acid beta-oxidation using acyl-CoA oxidase. The transcript has 14 exons. Gene Ontology annotation, cellular component: peroxisome.